GCCUCUGCCAUGUCUGUAUGCAAUGCCAGUUCUCUGGAACAAUGUGGCCUGCUUGGACCAGCAGAGCCUGAGCGGCAGGAGGUUGAGGCUGGUUUAAUUCCUGUUGUGGUUAGGGUGGCUUUGGCCGGCAUCAUGAUCUUCAUGAUCACCAUUGGUUUCUUAGGCAAUUCAAUAGUGUGUUUGAUCGUCUAUCAGAAGCCAGCAAUGCGAUCAGCUAUCAACCUGCUUCUAGCCACGCUAGCCUUCUCAGACAUUAUGCUCUCUCUGCUGUGUAUGCCUUUCACUGCUGUGACUGUGGCCUCCACGGACUGGAGUUUCGGAGUAGGAUUCUGCCGAGCCUCUGUCAUGCUUUACUGGUUCUUUGUCCUGGAGGGUGUCUCCAUCUUGCUCAUCAUCAGUGUGGAUCGCUUUCUCAUCAUUGUGCAGAGGCAGGACAAGUUAACACCACAUCGUGCCAAAGUUCUGAUCGCAGCCUCAUGGGCUUUGUCCUUCUGUGUGGCACUUCCAUCAAUUGUAAGCUGGAGAACUGGUAUCAUCGUGGAACGGGUGCCCCAGUGCAUCUUGGGAUAUAGUGACUCACUGGCGGAACGGGGUUACAUGGUGCUGUUAGCAGUGGCAGUUUUCUUUGUUCCAUUUAGUGUCAUGCUAUAUUCCUACAUGUGCAUUCUGAACACAGUGAGGAGAAAUGCGCUGCGCAUUCACACCCAUGUUGCUGAAGACUGUGCAGGGCUCAAGCUGGGUCUUACAGGUCUCCAGCGCCCCCCACAGGUCAACGUGGACAUGAGUUUCAAAACCAGGGCCUUCACCACUAUCCUCAUCCUCUUCAUUGGCUUCUCAGUGUGUUGGCUGCCUCAUACAGUAGUGAGCCUGUUGGCCGUUUUCAGUCGCCGCUUCUACUUCAGUCCAGCAUUUUAUCCAGUCAGCAUAGGGGCUCUGUGGCUCAGUUACCUAAAGGCUGUAUUUAACCCUGUCAUCUACUGCUGGAGGAUCCGCAAAUUUCGUGAAGCCUGUUUAGAUUUCAUGCCCAAAACCUACAGGCUCUGCCCCAAGGUCCCUGGUCGAAGUCACAGACGCAUAAGACCCAGCAAUAUUUAUAUCUGUAGCAGUGAGACCCAGUCUGCAGUUUAG
Molecule: messenger RNA, 1128 nt
Organism: Neoarius graeffei (lesser salmon catfish)
Lineage: Eukaryota; Metazoa; Chordata; Actinopteri; Siluriformes; Ariidae
Gene: gpr45
Product: G protein-coupled receptor 45
Exons: 1
Coding region: 10-1128 (372 amino acids)
Biological process (GO): G protein-coupled receptor signaling pathway
Cellular component (GO): membrane
Molecular function (GO): G protein-coupled receptor activity
Source: RefSeq, a predicted model, not a curated record